Molecule: messenger RNA, 1081 nt
Organism: Prorocentrum cordatum
Lineage: Eukaryota; Dinophyceae; Prorocentrales; Prorocentraceae
Source: the annotation of a GenBank genome assembly
AUGACUGGCAAUCCUCAGCACGUGCUGCGGGCCAAGCUGGAGGUCUCGGAGGAGCGGGCGGGUGCCUUCCAGGACGCGUGCGCGUCCUUCCAGCUGGCGAAGCUCCUCAUGAGGGUUGCGCAGAUCGCGAUCCUGGCCGUGCUCCCUCCCAAGGGCAUCGUAUACCUGGCCUACGCCGUCAUGUUCGUCGCCGUUCUGGUGCCGUACUCUCUGGGGGGCAUCGCGAUCGGUUUGUUUGAGGGCACCUUUCUGAGCGUCAUCAGCCCGCUGGGAAAGAAUACCAAGACCUUCGUUAUCAUGGGCGCGCCCCUGGGGUUCGCCGCCCACAACAUCCCCCUCGGGCUGCUCCAGCAGUGGGGAAUGCCUCUUCUGGUGUACUACCUGUACACGCUGUUCUGUCUGCCACUGGGCUUGUUGGUUUUUCACUGGUACGCCCCCGUGGUGCGCGCGGGCACCAGUGAGGGGAAGGGACUGCACACUUUUCUGAGGUCGCUGGCGAGCCCCGCGGCUUGGGUGCCCGCAGCGUUGCCCUGGUUCAUUGCCAAGCUAUGCGGCAACUUCGUUCUGGAGGACGCAUUUCCGCUCCUCUUCAACAUUUAUAACACCAGUAGGGUGCCGCUCCUGGAUCCUGCCAGCACAACCUUUACGGUGCCGACCGGCUACUAUCUGUCUUUGUUUUGGUUCGUGAUGGUAGCGCUCGGUGACACCAUCAGCCGCCGAGUCCCCAACUACAUCUCUUUGAGGAGCGGGAGGGCCCGUGCGGCCUGCAUCGCGGGAGCGCUCGUGAUGUGCGUGGUUGGAGAGGCCCUGAAUUUUCUCUUGCAGGCCAUCGUGACUGGCCUUGCAGCGCUCGUCGCAAAUUUUGGUAACGGGUUUAUAUAUGGCCUCUCGGCAAAGUUCAUUGAUACCUUCAUUCCGGCCGAGCACCGCUAUGCCGCCUACAAUCUGUGGUGCCUUUUCGGCGAUGUCGGGGGGUACAUUGGCCAGAGCAGCAUGUCGGUCCGCAUCGCCAGGAGAGCGUGCCACGGCCAGCAUUACACAUACGUCUGCCACGAGAGCACCGCCCGGGGCAUGCAGGCAG